ACCUUCAUCUUGAGAACAAAACAGCAGUAUUUAUUAUGUAGUUGAUAUCGAUAUGACGGGGACAAGAGUUUAAUCAGAUGUAAUCAGAUCUGUUCCACGCACUGGUCACAUCUCUGUUGGGUAAAUGAUUGACUCGACUUGUAUAGACCACUGGGUGUUGUCGUUUUCUUCCACUGAUGUACAGAUAACUGUUUCCUGGUUAGAGAAAAGCAGGGAUACAGGUCCUCAUUUCAGCAUUUCACAUUUCAACAUAUUUUUGCUCAUCUAAAGAGGAACAAACAUGGGAAAACCAGUCACGGUGCUUCACUGGCUUCUGCUCACACUGGGACUAGUUGCAGCUCAAGAGAAAGCAGAGCAAGCUCUACCUAACUGGCUUACGGGAAUCAUUGCCGUUGGUGUGUUCCUCUUUCUCGUCUUCAUCAUCUUCCUUGUAAACAAAGCCUGGUGUGAAACUCCAAGCAAAUCAGAAGCAGUCUUACCAACUGAAUACGCCAUGACUAAUGGAUCAACCCGUGAAACCAGUCUUGACGCAGUCAGGAGCAACGAUGGCCCUAAUGCAUUUGAGAACGCGAUCAUUCACCAAACUGAUGAAAAAGUGACCGCAAUGUAAUUUGAAGGAAAUGUCAAGAGUUUGAAGAGUCAGCAGGACAUGUUAACCAUAUGCUCUGUUGUAAUAAGUUAUCAUUUUAAUAGCUGACACAGCUCUUUCUUGUAAGAGAGUUUAGCAGUGAUUUUUGUAGAUUUUUAACUGUAGUUAACUCUAAAGGGCAUUUGUUGAUGUAACAAUUUUUAACAAUUUAACAUUUGUUGUGUAAAUUUCUUAAAAAAAUAAUAUUAAAAAUCAAUAUACUCUAUCACUCUAAAGUGUUGGGUGGGUAGGAAUUUUAAUGUUUUUCAAAGAAGUCUCACCAAAGAUGCAUUUAUUUGAUCAAAAAUGCAGUAAAAAUAGUAAUAUUGUGAAAUAUUAUUAAAAUUUAAAAUAUCUGCUUUCUAUUUUAAUAUACUUUAAAAUGUAAUUUAUUCCUGUGAUUAAAGCUGAAUUUUCAGCAUCAUUACU
Megalobrama amblycephala (Wuchang bream) is the source of this 1057-nucleotide messenger RNA. It is a transcript of the gene pdzk1ip1, whose product is annotated as PDZK1 interacting protein 1. NCBI's taxonomy places the organism in Eukaryota, Metazoa, Chordata, Actinopteri, Cypriniformes, Xenocyprididae. The record is from RefSeq and is a predicted model, not a curated record. The coding region runs from base 281 to 610 and encodes 109 amino acids. The transcript is spliced from 4 exons.